This is a messenger RNA of Chanos chanos (milkfish), 1194 nucleotides long. Its product is annotated as mucin-2-like. Lineage: Eukaryota; Metazoa; Chordata; Actinopteri; Gonorynchiformes; Chanidae. The transcript is spliced from 3 exons. The annotation marks the transcript as partial. The record is from RefSeq and is a predicted model, not a curated record.
AUGUUGAAAUCUCCUACCACAACUACUACGGAGACUCCAACCGCAACAACAACCAUCACCACUACGACAACAACAACAGAAACCCCAACCACAACCACAGAAUCUCCUACCACAACCACUACAUCAACAACAUCCACUGUAAGCCCAACCACAACAUCUCCUACCACAACCACUACAUCAACAACAUCCACUGUAAGCCCAACCACAACAUCUCCUACCACAACCACUACAUCAACAACAUCCACUGUAAGCCCAACAACAACAGAGACACCAGCGCCAACCACAACAACAGGAAGCACAACCCCAAUCACAACAACCACCAGCACUACAACAACAACAACGACCACUACUACAUCAACAACAUCAACUGUAAGCCCAACAACAACAGAGACACCAACCACAACAACUACCACCACCACUACGACAACAACAGAAACUCCAACAACACCACCACCAACCACAACAACAACAGGAAGCACAACCCCAAUCACAACCACAACCACCACCACCACUACGACCACUACAACAACAGAAACUCCAACCACACCUACAACAUCAACUGUAAGCCCAACAACAGAGACACCAACCACAACAACUACCACCACCACUACAACAACAACAGAAACUCCAACCACAACCACUACACCUACAACAUCAACUGUAAGCCCAACAACAACAGAGACACCAAUCACAACAACAACCAUCACCACUACGACAACAACAACAGAAACCCCAACCACAACCACAGAAUCUCCUACCACAACCACUACAUCAACAACAUCCACUGUAAGCCCAACCACAAGAUCUCCUACCACAACCACUACAUCAACAACAUCCACUGUAAGCCCAACCACAACAGAGACACCAACCACAACAACCACUACCACUACUACAACUACUGAAACCCCAACACCAACAACACCAACAACAACAGGAAGCACAACAACCAUCACCACUACAACCACAGAAUCUCCUACCACAACUACUACGGAGACUCCAACCACAACAACAACCAUCACCACUACGACAACAACAACAGAAACCCCAACCACAACCACAGAAUCUCCUACCACAACCACUACAUCAACAACAUCCACUGUAAGCCCAACCACAACAUCUCCUACCACAACCACUACAUCAACAACAUCCACUGUAAGCCCAACCACAACAGAGACACCAACCACAACAACCACU